UGGACCCCACAAGAAUAGAUGGUUAACACCUGGUGUUAGGUUUAAGGUAAGACUCAGUUUUAGUAGGUUGGGGUCAGGUUGAGGGUUGGAGUUUGUCACCCUGUUGUGAUGGUUUUAUGGUUAAGGUUAGAGCGACGGGCUAGAGAAUGCAUUAUGUCAUAAUGUCCCCACGAAUAUAGCAAAACAAGGGUGUGUGUGUGUGUGUGUGUUGGGGGGGGCGCUAAUCUCAGCGGCGCCACCUUAAAAAAACAGUCUCGCGGACCUGUCAAUCUGGGCGAACCAGACAGACCCUGGCUCGCGGCCCUGCUGUGAGAACCGCUUCGCGAUUGGCCGACGGCGGCAGUCCUCGUGAGAGCUGAGCGCCCAUUGGCUGCAGCAUGUCGAGACGCCGACGCGCACGACGUCUCCCCUCUAUUGUUAUUGUGGCGUGCGCGUGAGGAACGGGCAGGAUGCACGAGGAGACACUGGGGCCGUUAGAAGGAUAAAACAACAGAGAAGACACUCGAACUGGCGCAGCGACACAUCUGAGGAAUAAACAGUAGCUGGUUCUGUCCGGGGAGAGCCGGACCCAGCGGCCGUGUGUACGCCGACACACAGGCUCAUACAAAGGGCUACAAACAAACAGCAGCUCCGGUCAACACGGAGAGAGAGCUCGCGGAGCUCCCACGUCUUUCUGUCCAAGUUCCUCUCCCCCGCUCCGGCUCAUGUGGACUGAUUCAGAGCUGGGCCAUCACGAUGCCAGUGAACUCUCUGGUCACUCAUUGGCUGACCAACUUAAUACCAGCAGCAUCAUGUCGGUGAACCCUCCGAGCAGCAGCGACGCCUGCCUCAGCAUCGUCCACAGCCUCAUGUGCCACCGGCAGGGCGGCGAGAACGAGGGCUUCGCCAAGCGGGCCAUCGAGAGCCUGGUGAAGAAGCUGAAGGAGAAGAAGGACGAGCUGGACUCGCUCAUCACCGCCAUCACCACCAACGGCGUCCAUCCCAGCAAGUGUGUGACCAUCCAGAGGACACUGGACGGAAGGCUGCAGGUGGCGGGCAGGAAAGGCUUUCCUCAUGUCAUUUAUGCGCGGCUGUGGCGCUGGCCCGACCUCCACAAGAACGAACUCAAGCACGUCAAGUUCUGCCAGUACGCCUUUGACCUGAAGUAUGACAACGUGUGUGUCAACCCCUACCAUUACGAGAGGGUUGUGUCUCCCGGCAUCGUUGGUCUCAGCCUUCAAAACACAGCAACACCAGGCGGCCUCAUCAAAGAGGAAUACAUCCAUGAUUGUAUACAGAUGGACCUCCCCCCCGGCAUGCCUCUAUCUGACCAUCAAGCGGCCCUGAAGCUGCCUCCUCCGGACCACUAUGGCCAGCCCCUGCCUCCUCGACAGCUGUCCUCUGAGCCCCAUGGACCCCCACCUGUCAGCAGAUACACUAACCUGCCUGUAUCACCCAAAGUGUCUGGCUCCGCCUCCAUGAUGCCACUGCAGGGCGCUCACAGCGACAGCCAUCUCCAAACUGCAUCUCCACAGGCUCAAGUCAUGACCCCGGCUCCACGACCUCCGACUCCAACUCAACCCCCACCUCAGCAACAGGCUGCCCAGCAACCCUCACAGCCCCCCCACUCACAGCAGCCCUCCCUACCUCCUGCUCACUCACAUGGUCAGAACGGAUACAGCAGCAAUAAACACUCUCAGAGUCAGGCUGUCUUCCACAGUGAGUUCACACACACAGUUUGGACAGGCAGCAGCACAGCCUCCUACACUCCCAUAGGACCCCAGCAGAACGGGCGUGGUCACCAACAACCUCCCCUCCAUCAUCCAAACCACCACUGGUCUCAGCAUCAUGGCUCCACCUCUUUCCCUCCUUCUGUGUCCAAUCAUCCAGGACCAGAGUUCUGGUGUUCGAUCUCCUACUUUGAAAUGGACGUUCAGGUGGGCGAGAUGUUCAAGGUGCCCUCCAGCUGCCCCGUGGUGACCGUGGAUGGCUACGUCGACCCGUCAGGAGGCGAUCGCUUCUGCCUCGGCCAGCUGAGUAACGUCCACCGCACAGACGCCAGUGAGAGAGCCAGGUUACACAUAGGUAAAGGUGUGCAGCUGGAGUGUCGUGGUGAAGGUGACGUGUGGAUGCGCUGCAUGAGCGACCACGCUGUGUUUGUACAGAGCUACUACCUGGACAGAGAGGCGGGCCGAGCUCCAGGUGACGCUGUACACAAGAUCUACCCUGGAGCCUACAUCAAGGUGUUUGACCUGCGACAGUGCCACAGACAGAUGCAGCAGCAGGCGGCGACGGCUCAGGCUGCAGCUGCUGCACAGGCCGCCGCUGUGGCGGGAAACAUUCCUGGUCCGGGCAGCGUCGGAGGCAUCGCUCCUGCAGUCAGUCUGUCUGCGGCGGCCGGGAUCGGCGUGGACGACCUCAGGCGACUGUGCAUCCUGCGGCUCAGCUUCGUGAAGGGCUGGGGGCCGGACUACCCGCGGCAGAGCAUCAAACACACCCCCUGCUGGGUGGAGGUCCACCUGCACCGCGCCCUGCAGCUUCUGGAUGAGGUGUUGCACACUAUGCCACUGGCAGACCCAGGACCUGCUAACUGAAGACCAAGACCACGUUCAGAUUGUGAUCUGGAUUCUGUGAACGUGCACAGACACGUUUGUUUCUGCUUCAGGCCAAAUAUGUAAAUGAUAAAGUAAAUCAAUCAGAAACACACAGAAACAACAACAUAUGAUGCUCGUAACAAUCAGUGCGCACACACACACACACACACACACACACACACACACACACGCACACACUAAAACCAAAAGGUCUGUAGCCACGCAGACAGGAAGUGCUGAUGUCUGGGAUGUUUCUAAGGCUUUACUCUCCAGUCUGGACUCAGAGAGACCGGAUUCUGGAUUCUGGAUUCUGGACUGGACUCUGGACUGGACUCUGGACUGGACUCUGGAGAGCUUCAUCCAUGCUCCGACCAGUUCGUCUGCACUAUACAAAUGCAGGGACGCGUGUCAGAAAUCCACUUCCCUACAUUUAUUUUAGGAGUGUUCUGCACAUUCACUCAUGGACUACACACACACACACACACACACACACACACACACACACACACACACACACACACACACGUACAUGAGCGUGUUCUCCAGGAGUCGACAACUCUCCAGACAGAAAACUGAGUCCUGCUGGUUGAGCAGGACUGAUGUGUGGAUUCAGGAACCAGUGUUAUGUGGGUCAUCUGUGCUUGUGCUGCUCUUCACUGUAUCAGACUGUCAGCUCUGACGGCGCUCAGCUCAAACUCUUAUUUUUCUACCAAACGGCUAAAAAGCCAAAAACAUUUAGCUUUAAAGUAGUGUUGUUGUUCUCUGUGACAGUGCUACCCUGUCUGUAACCAAAGCCAGAAUACCUCAUAACUACACGGUCACAGUUUAGUUUCCCACCUGAGCCCCAGGUAGAGAGGCUGAGGUCAGAGGUCAGCUCUGAGGUCAGAGGUCAGAGGUCAGGUGCACAGACAGUUGUACAGCAGGAUGGACGUGAAAAACACCAGACCACCUGAGCAUGUGAUACCUGUGCCUUCCUCUGGUCUCACCUGUGAGGAAACCAGCAGUUGAUCUGAGCGAGUUGUGUCCAGGAAGUCCAUGAGUCGUUGCCCCCCCCCCCCCCGAGUUCAGGAAUCAGAGGCUUGACCUAACACAGCGUCAGCAUCUGUCUCUCCCUUUUACACAGAUCCAGUUGACUGGGACUGUGACUACCUCCACUGCAGGCUUAUUGCCAGGAUGACAGUGCACCCCCCCCCCCCCAAACCCCCCCACCCCACCCCCCACCCCCCCAGGCUGUGUAGAGGAGGCUACUGCUCAGUCUGAUGACAUCACAGAGCAGCUGCUGCUGUAGGAGUCAUCCUACAUGGUGCUAAAGGUUCAAACUGUUUCCUCUUAAUUAGAUUAAAUUAGACAAAUGAACAGAUUAAUUAGUUAAUAAUAAAGUAAAAACUGAAAUUAAAAUAAAAAUGGAGUCAAAGAAGAUUAAGUGAUAAAUUACAUUUCAUGCUGUGAUUAUUUAAUCACACUUAAUGAACUGUCAGAGAAACAAAGGUCACAUGACCUGCCGCAGCUGACUGAGUGUGAGUCUGUGGACUCUUCUGGACUCCUGGACUCUUCUGGACUCCUGGACUCUUCUGGACUCUUCUGGACUCUUCUGGACUCCUCUGGACUUCUGGACUCUUCUGGACUCUUCUGGACUCCUCUGGACUUCUGGACUCUUCUGGACUCCUGGACUCCUCUGGACUCCUCUGGACUCCUGGACUCUUCUGGACUCUUCUGGACUCCUGGACUCUUCUGGACUCUUCUGGACUCCUGGACUCUUCUGGACUCCUCUGGACUUCUGGACUCUUCUGGACUCUUCUGGACUCCUGGACUCUUCUGGACUCCUGGACUCUUCUGGACUCCUCUGGACUCUUCUGGACUUUUGGACUCCUCUGGACUCUUCUGGACUCUUCUGGACUCCUCUGGACUCUUCUGGACUCUUCUGGACUCUUCUGGACUCUUCUGGACUCCUCUGGACUCCUCUGGACAGUGUGGCACUGCCUACACUCCAGAAAAGGCCCGUUCAGUGUCAGAAGGUUGAACCCAGACUCUGCUGGUUGAGACAUGUUGUGUGACUCUGUCAGGAAACCUCCAUCGUCUGACUCAGCUGCUUUACAAAGAUCAUUAACAUAUGCAUAUUUGUGAUUUGUGCCUUUUGUUGUGGACAGUAGACGCGCCGACACUGGACUGAAGACAGACAGUCUGUCUCUCUACACAUGACGUUGAUGUUGCACAUUGUGGUUUGGUUUUCAGCUGGUUCCCUCAGGAAUCUGGACUCAUCCGACUCAUCCUACCUGAGUAGUGUUGUUUAUCGCCUUCGUCUUUGUGAGUGUAAAAUAUGAAUGAGUACGCUUGGCACUAUCUUAACCUUCGCAUGGACGACACAAGUAGAUGUCACAUUUAUCUGUUCCCCUCUGCCCGUAUUCAGGGAAGUGUUCGAGUAGGCUUUUCUCAGAUAACUAGCAAAUUCAUCCUCAUCAUCCUCAUCGUCAUCAUCAUAUGAUCCCAAUCAGAUCGCUCUUCAUCACAUCACCUCCAUGUGUCCAGAGAUGCUUCGCAGUCAGAGCCUGUGUGUCGCCAGCUUCAUUUUUAUCAGGUCACAGUUUGAGUCGGGGGGGGGGGGGGGGGGGGGGGGGGGGGGGGGUUCAGUGAGGGAGUUGGUCCCAGGCUGGUUCUACCUGUGAGCUGCGGAGCACCUGAUCUCGUGUCUCAGGGCCUCCUCACAUUUGGUACUCACUCACUCACUCUCUCUCUCUCACUCACUCACUCACUCUCACUCACUCACUCACUCGCUCACAGACAUUCUGGGACUAAAUUACAGUAGCAAUAAGUGGAAUUAAUUAAUUGGACCCACCCAGGUAGAUUAAGACCCACCUGGAGCUUCUGCUGCAGUGACUGAGUGAGGACCAGAGGAAUGUGAGGCGUUUAGGGCACAUCGGUAAAUUGUAGCUACAUAAAAUAACCUGGGUUACACUCUCCUCCUCUAAACCGCACGAUUCUCUGCACAUCAGUCACACUGCACCCCCCCCCACACACACACACACACACACACACACACACACACUGAACCGUCAUACACCAUCCACAAAGUCAAAGACAGAAGUUUCUGACCAAUAGGAUUCUUUGACAGCAGCUGCAUGUGAUCACAGUGUUAAUGAUCAUUACAAUAGUUGUAGGUUCAGUUCACACGUCCUCACUUGGACUUUAAAGGUCCCUACCAUCACACAGUGUUGCAUUGUGGGUAGAGCCUCAGUUCUGCUGGAGGGUGGAGUGCGGUUGUAAUAAUCAGGCUCCCAGCUGCACAGAGGCCUGGAUCAAGUCUUUCUCUUGCAUAAUGAGGAGUCGAGGGUGUGUUGAAAAAUGACAUCCUGUGGAACUACAACGUUCAGAACAGGUUUGGAUCAAAUAUCUCAACAUCUGAUUUAUUUAUUUUUAUACGUCUCAGUGUGAAACAUUUCUGGAUCAGAUUUCAUCCCACACUAAAACCACUGAUGAUGCAUUUAUCACCCCAGUCUGUUGUUAAUGAGAGACAACAGAAACACGUCAUCACACUCAUCAACAUUCAACAGCUUUAUUCUGACACUUCAACUAUAAUGAAACUAUGUAGUAAAGAACUGAAUUUGGCUAAUUUAGAAUAUUGUUAUUUUUAUUUUGUAGUUAUUUUAUUGUAAAGAUGUGCUGCUCUUGUAAUGUUGACUGGAUAUUAAAGUAAAAUCAACUAA
This is a messenger RNA of Seriola aureovittata, 6274 nucleotides long. It is a transcript of the gene smad10a, whose product is annotated as SMAD family member 10a. Gene Ontology annotation, biological process: SMAD protein signal transduction; anatomical structure morphogenesis; BMP signaling pathway. The record is from RefSeq and is a predicted model, not a curated record. Lineage: Eukaryota; Metazoa; Chordata; Actinopteri; Carangiformes; Carangidae. Gene Ontology annotation, cellular component: heteromeric SMAD protein complex. The transcript has 13 exons. The coding region runs from base 705 to 2573 and encodes 622 amino acids. Gene Ontology annotation, molecular function: RNA polymerase II cis-regulatory region sequence-specific DNA binding; I-SMAD binding; DNA-binding transcription factor activity, RNA polymerase II-specific.